CAGACUGUUCUAAUACCCGCUGAUGGCUGAUGCGACCUACACACGUUAAGACGAGCACGCUGGACGCAGGAGCUUUUCUUCUCUGAGAAUGUUCAUGCAGCUCAGAACCUGCAUGACUGCCAAGCAAAGCAAUCUUCAUGAUGUCUUCAACAAAAUGCUGGACCAUGGGCCAAAUCAUAAUCAUGCUGUGUAAGUGGGCUGUGAGGACCAGGAUGAACAUUCAUGUUCAUGCAGCAUUGCUGAUUGUUCUGAGCUGGUCCAGACCAUCAGCAGGCUGCCCAUCCACAUGUACAUGCAACAGCACCAACUCCAACUGCACUAGCCUUGAUGUCCUGAUAUCCGUGAACUCGAUUCUAAACCAGCUUCCAUCUAACCUCACUUCACUCACCCUCUCUGCAAACAACAUAACGAUGAUGGAGCCAGGAUCCUUCUCCAAUCUCAGCAGCCUGUUGCAACUAGAUCUAUCCAGAAACCACCUGCUCACCUUUCAUCCUUCCACCUUCUCCCAACUGAGUAGCCUUGAGCUUCUAGACCUUUCCAGCAACUUCCUAAUAAAUCUUCCAGCAGAUCUCUUCUCUGACCUUGUCAGCCUCCAAGAGCUGGUUUUAAGAGACAACAGGCUAAAAGUACUGAGCCCCAAACAGUUUCAGAGCCUGACUGAACUCCAGCACUUGGACCUUUCCUUCAACAGCCUGGCCACCUUGCCCCCAGGUCUCCUGGAUGGGCCACAGGCCCUAGCAUGGCUCUCACUGGCUGGGAACAAGCUGUGGACCCUGCAGAGAUCAGUGCUGGAGCCCCUCACUGCUUUACAGCACCUUCAGCUGGAGGGAAACCACUGGAAUUGCAGCUGCAGUAUAUUGCCAUUCAGACACUGGCUGGAAUGGAUGCUAUACAGAGGUGGCCAUGUGGAUUCCAUACAGUGCUCUCUCCCUCCAGUUCUACAAGGUAGAGAUCUCCGCCGUGUUCCAAUGGAGAUGUUCAGACACUGCUCCCAGCCUCCCUUCUCAGACAACAGGCAUCAUUCCAACUGUUUCCGGACAGCUGAGGGUUUCCUGGUCUCUACUGACCCAGCAGCAGAUUGCUUCAGACAGCGCCACAGACCCAUCAGCGUUCGCCGAGCACCCAUCACCGUGGUGGUGGCCGGGGUGGUGUGUGGGAUAGUGUGUGUGAUGAUGGUGGUGGCUGCCACCUAUGGCUGCAUCUACGCCAUGCUAGUGGCCCAUCAGCAGCAGGAGCUACUGGACAAGAGUCUCCAGCUUCAGCAGCAGCCACUAAUGGAAGAGAGGGAGGCGGAGCCAGGAGAGGAAGAGACGGCGCCAGAAGAGGCUCGAGAAAAGGCUCCAGAGUGCAAAGAGUGGAUAGCGUUUCCACCAGAGGUCUGCGUGUGAGACAUGCAAUUGUGCUGACUCGGGACAGCCAUGAAUGACUAAGGACCAGCAUGGUAAUUGAGUAAUGUCAGUCUUAUGUGUGUCUUAGGGAGAUAUUAUUCUUUAAAGGGUUCACUUCAAGGAAAACAGAAUUUUCCUUCUUUUUCCAAAAUAAAAAGUUGACAUACAGUGUUUCAAAACAUCCACAUACUGAAAAGCUAAAAAAAAAUAAAUAAAUAAAAAAUAGCCUGUUUUGAAUUCAUCAUGGUUGUGAUGUCAUACACAAAAGCUUUACCAAUUCUGACCUCAGCAGCUUUGCCCACACAUUCAUGCUAAAGUAGUAAAAAGUGCUUACAUGGCAGAGAGAGCUUUUGAAGGGAGCAUAUGUAUAAUUGCAGCCUUUCAAAUGAUAGACACCCAAAAAGGAGUGGCUGAAGUAUCAUAAAGUGAACCAAUCAAAGUCAGGGGGAGGUCUCAGGCUGAGUUGAUGGUGAUUGAGUUCUAUUCAGCAAACAGGAGAAACUGCACCAUACAAACUCAAACCGCCCUGUCACUGUGGCCAAAAAGACAUAAUUUUGCUUCAAACACUGUUUUUGUUUGAAGUAUACUGAAACUGAACUGUCGACUGAAACAUUGAUUUUUAUAUGACUAUUUUUCAAAGUCUCUUUAUCUAAAAUAAUUAAAGAGGCUGUUUUGUUACUGGGCCUUUAAAACUAAUAUAAAGUGACAUAAGUGAUAUAUGCCUUGGCUGUUCUGUAAUGUGGCUCAUUCAAAAAGCACUCAAAAAUACUCCUUAUAAGUCCAGCAUGAAUGGGUUGGGCUAAUAUGGUCUAGGCUGAAUAGAUGGAUAUAUGUAAAAGAGACAGCAGUUUAGUUUCCAUAUAUGGUCUAUAUGUGGGGGACAAGUGUACAUUUUCACCAUGUUCACAACUCCUUUAUUUAAAAAAAGCGAAGGAAUUUAAGUUUUAUUGAAUUUUUGGUAACACUUUAUUUGAAGGCUAC
Pygocentrus nattereri (red-bellied piranha) is the source of this 2369-nucleotide messenger RNA. It is a transcript of the gene lrtm2b, whose product is annotated as leucine-rich repeat and transmembrane domain-containing protein 2. The record is from RefSeq and is a predicted model, not a curated record. NCBI's taxonomy places the organism in Eukaryota, Metazoa, Chordata, Actinopteri, Characiformes, Serrasalmidae. Gene Ontology annotation, molecular function: protein binding. The transcript has 4 exons. The coding region runs from base 138 to 1388 and encodes 416 amino acids.